GUAAUUUACUUAAAUUCAUCGACCAUCUAAGAAACCGAGUUACUUCAACUUAAGUAACCAACCAGUUCACAUCUCAUUCGACUAAAAAAAAUAAAAAUAAAACUCUAGCUUGAUUUUGUGUCAUCACAAGAAGGCAAAAGAAGAAUUAACAAAGGAAAAAAAAAAAAACCCAUAAUAGAAGGUUAAUUGAAUCAACAAGGACAAAAUGGGCAUGGGAAGUGAAACUGAUUACAAGUGUGGUUUAUCAAGCCAAGAUCAAGAAACAGCACGUACUGAAUUACGUGAAGAUGAAAAUAUACGUGAACAAUCAAUUGAUCAAUUACGUCAAUGGAUUAAAAAACAUUCAUCAAUAAAACGUUGUCGUACUGAUUCAAUAUUUUUAUUACGUUUUUUACGUACUAAAAAAUUUAGUGUACCACUUGCACAAGAAAUGCUAGAACGUUAUUUAACAAUACGUCAAUUAUAUCCAGAAUGGUUUCAAAAUUUAGACAUAAAUGAUCCAGAUAUUGAAAAUAUUAUUGACAGUGGUUAUUUAGUACCAUUAUUAGAAAAAGAUAAACAAGGUAGACAAGUUAUAUUAUCAUGUGCUGGUAGAUUUGAUCCUUAUAAAUUUACAUCAGCACAAAUGGCUAGAGCACAUAGUAUUGUUGUUGAAUCAUUAAUGGAUGAAGAGGAUAAUCAAGUACAUGGUUAUAUACAUGUUAAUGAUGAAUCUGGUUUAACAAUGGGACAUGUUAGUGCUUGGUCCUUGACUGAUAUUAAAAAUAUGCUUAGAUGCAUACAAAAUAGUACACCAAUGAGACAUAAACAAACACAUUUUAUUAAUAUACCAAUUUGUGCAUCAAAAAUACUUGAAUUUGCUGUUUCAUUACUUAAUGAUAAAUUACGAUCACGUAUUAUGGUACAUAAAAAUGUUGAAGAACUCAGAGAAGCUGUUGAUCCAAAAAUAUUGCCAAAAGAAUAUGGGGGAAAAAUUCCACUUGCUGAUAUGAUUGCUGAAUUUAAGAAAAAAGUUAGAGCUAAAAGAACUGAGUUGAUGGCAUUGGAUGACAUGUACAUUGAAUUAUCACCGAAGGAUCGAUGUGCGGCGACAAAUGAUGGUCUUUGUGGAAUUUCUGGUUCAUUUCGUAAACUGGAAGUUGAUUAAUAUGAUUGAUGAUGAUCUUUAUUGAUUUAUAAAUAUUAUAUUGUAUUUGUAUAAUUAAUUUUUGAUAUUUUCAUUGAAUAGUUAUUAUUUUUUUUAUUGUUACUACUAUUACAUUUUAAUAUUUCUUUUUUUGUCGGUGGUAUAAGUUACCGGGUAUGAAAAAAUGUUUACAUUAUAUUUUCAAUACUUGUUAUAGACAUAUA
Molecule: messenger RNA, 1350 nt
Organism: Aphidius gifuensis
Lineage: Eukaryota; Metazoa; Arthropoda; Insecta; Hymenoptera; Braconidae
Product: clavesin-1-like
Exons: 4
Coding region: 206-1147 (313 amino acids)
Cellular component (GO): membrane
Molecular function (GO): phosphatidylinositol bisphosphate binding
Source: RefSeq, a predicted model, not a curated record